GUUUCUGUAUUGCACAUGUUGCUAAUGCAAAAAGAAGUGUAACGAAGGACUGAGAAGCAAAAUUUAUAUCUAUUUCUAAAUUUAAACAUGGCAACAAUAGCUAAAAUUCUUGGAAGUCGGAGUUCAUUACGAUUACUCCUUAAUAAUAGGAAUAGAUUCUACAGUUCUAAGUCCUAUGAAUUUAUUAAGUCUGAAAUUGUUGGUGCAAAGUCCAAUGUUGCUUUAAUAACCUUGAAUCGUCCUAAGGCGUUAAAUGCUCUGUCAAAUGGAUUAAUGAAAGAAUUAAGUGAUGCUUUAGAGCAGUACGAAAAUGAUAAGAAUGUUGCUGCUAUUGUUAUUACCGGAAGUGAAAAGGCUUUUGCGGCCGGUGCUGAUAUCAAAGAAAUGCAGCCAAAUACCUAUGAAAAAUGUAUCAUGAAUAAUUUUUUGCAUGAUUGGACAAAAGUAUCACAUUGCCAAAAGCCAAUUAUAGCAGCUGUUAACGGUUAUGCUUUAGGUGGUGGUUGCGAAUUAGCAAUGAUGUGCGAUAUCAUAUAUGCCGGUGAAAAAGCUAAAUUUGGUCAACCUGAGAUUGCAUUAGGAACGAUUCCCGGUGCUGGUGGUAGCCAAAGAUUGACCCGUAUAAUAGGAAAAUCUAAAGCAAUGGAAAUGUGUUUGACUGGAAACAUGAUUUCUGCCCAAGAAGCAGAACAGUCUGGUCUUGUUAGUAAAGUGUUCCCACCAGAAAAAUUGGUGGAGGAGGCGAUCAAGUUAGGUGACAAAAUUGGUACACACUCUAAUUUAAUUGUACAAAUUUGUAAGGAAGCAGUUAAUUCUGCGUAUGAGACCACUUUACAACAAGGAUUAAACUUCGAAAGAAGGCAAUUCCAUGCAACAUUUUCAACGAAAGAUCGCAAGGAAGGUAUGACAGCGUUUGUAGAAAAACGUCCUGCCAAUUUCACUAAUGAGUAGAACCUAUACAUCUCACGCAAACAUCUAGCAGUUUAAACAUAUAUAAUAUAUUUACGUAGUUAAUUUCUACAAAAAUGAAGUAAACUAUUUUAUUGCAUUUAUUUUUUUAUAAGACCGAAUGUUUUUGUAAUAUAUAUAUAAAUAUAUAAGUACAUACAUAAUCCAAAAAUUGCA
Condylostylus longicornis is the source of this 1125-nucleotide messenger RNA. It is a transcript of the gene Echs1, whose product is annotated as probable enoyl-CoA hydratase, mitochondrial. The transcript has 3 exons. Gene Ontology annotation, cellular component: mitochondrion. Bases 88 to 951 code for a protein of 287 amino acids. Gene Ontology annotation, biological process: fatty acid beta-oxidation. NCBI's taxonomy places the organism in Eukaryota, Metazoa, Arthropoda, Insecta, Diptera, Dolichopodidae. Gene Ontology annotation, molecular function: enoyl-CoA hydratase activity. The record is from RefSeq and is a predicted model, not a curated record.